AUGGUCUUUUCCAUCAGUGCCACCAUCUUCCUGACCCUCUUCUGCUACCUCUGGAAUGCAGAGGCUCGAAGCUACGAAUCCAUCCUCGCAGUGCAAAAUGGAGGGCCAUGGGGUCACUGGGGAAAGAAAGCGUUUUGUGCUCAGGGUUCUGCGAUCGGUUUUGCACUCAAGGUGGAGCCCUAUCAAGGUGGUGAAAAGGCGGAAGAUGAUACAUCCCUGAAUGGCAUUCGCCUGAUCUGCAAAGAUAACUCAUUCGUUUCAUCUGCAUUUGGGCAGUGGGGUGCUUGGACUGAGAUUCAUUAUUGCCCGAAACCAUACAAACUGGUGUCCUUUGCUCUGAGAAUUGAAAUCCCCCAAGGCCUUGGGGAUGACACAGGAGCCAACAAUAUCUAUUUCAUAUGCAAUGAUGGGACAAUGCUGAGGGGCAACUCCCACAGAUGGGGCCAUUUUGGCCCAUGGAGCCCUUUCUGUAAUUCCGGUACCUCUAUUUGUGGACUCCAGACAAAGGUGGAGGUUCCACAAGGCAUUGAUGAUGACACUGCACUGAAUGACGUGAAGUUCUUCUGCUGUUUGGAUGAAUGA
Molecule: messenger RNA, 582 nt
Organism: Varanus komodoensis (Komodo dragon)
Lineage: Eukaryota; Metazoa; Chordata; Lepidosauria; Squamata; Varanidae
Product: vitelline membrane outer layer protein 1-like
Exons: 3
Coding region: 1-582 (193 amino acids)
Source: RefSeq, a predicted model, not a curated record